Molecule: messenger RNA, 2886 nt
Organism: Euleptes europaea (tarantolino)
Lineage: Eukaryota; Metazoa; Chordata; Lepidosauria; Squamata; Sphaerodactylidae
Gene: DDIAS
Product: DNA damage induced apoptosis suppressor
Exons: 4
Coding region: 1-2886 (961 amino acids)
Biological process (GO): negative regulation of intrinsic apoptotic signaling pathway in response to DNA damage
Cellular component (GO): cytoplasm; nucleus
Source: RefSeq, a predicted model, not a curated record
AUGUAUGGCAGGAGAAGGUUCCUCGCUGCCUCUGUUAUUUCUGUCCAGAACUCCAACUUUGUGUAUCCGUCGUGCCAAAACUGCUUUUCCAGGCUGCACCUAGAUUUGGAGAGGUACAGCUGCCUGAAAUGCGGCUGCUCGGGCGACGCCAGAGAAGCGAGCUAUAGGUAUCGUCUCUCGCUCGAAGUCGCCAACUCUCACGAGGUGUUUCUGGUGACGGUAUUUGGCAGCUGUUUGGAAGCUUUCUUUGGAGUCCCAGCAAAGAGUCUGCAGAGGUACAUCGAAGACUUGAAUCCAGAAGCAACAGGAGGAGCAACUGGAGACGCAUCUCCGAGUGUUGUCAUUCAGGCCGUUGAGAGCUGCUUUGUUGGGAAGAAAUUUAUCUUUGGAGUGAAGGGUUCUGAAAAGCAAGAUGGCGUUGGCCGCUUGCAGAACGACUCUCGAGUUGGCCGCUGCCCAAAAGCUCUCACAGCCUGUCAGAUGUUUGUGCCGAAUCCUGGCCUCGUGGGCUGCACCGUUCUCCGUCACCUCCAUCAGCAGCAAUGCUCUUCUCGUUCCCAAAUCAGCCAUGAGGGUGCAAGGUCUCCCAGUGGCCUCUUCACAGCACUCGAUCAGCCGAGCGGCGAGCUUAGUGGCUUGCCCAGCUCUGGGGACUGUGACGCAGUUCCCUCUGGUCACGCAAAUCAUCUUUCCAGCCUCUGGCCCCAGUCAUUUGGACUGGCUUCCUUGUCCGUUUCUGGGGGAGCAGCCGUGGAUCCUACAGCUUUAGGCUCAAGCAGAACUGCCUGCGAUGAGCAGACAUGGGACGACAGCCCCGUUUCUCCGCUGCACCACUGCCAAUCAAUCGACAACUCCCAGAACGAUAAACUGACUGUAAACGAGAGGGACGUGCAGGAGGAUGAUAAACUGCGUUUGUGUUCUACUUGGCAUGACAGCAGUGUUGUAACAAAGGACGCACAGAGCCAUUCCUCAGAAAGAGAUGACAGUGGAUCAUUGCAGAGUCUAUUAGAAAAAGGGAAGAAAGAUUCUCCCGGCCAAAUCAGCAUCCGGUGUAGUCGCGGUCUGGAAAAAUCACCAAACCCUUUGCGAGGUUAUUCUUUUUCUCCGCUCAUAUCGUGCGCUAGCCGCUCUAGAAGCUCUCAAGGGGACCCAUGGUUUUGGGACGAACUGCCCUCUUCUGAAAGCCUAAAUGAAUUCAUUGCCAGAAUUGAGAACGGCGAAGCUGCAGUGUCGCCAACGGAAGCUAGAGCUCGGGGACGCAUCCCAAGCGAAAGGGCUGGUGAAAUCCAUGGACCUGUUGACCAGCUGCCCCUCCAGCUACAUGCUGCUUCUGCAACCGGCCAAGCGCAUGAGAAGCUGCAGGAGGAAGCUGAGAAAGAGGAGGCGUCCAAAGAACCUGUUCUGUCUCGUCACCAGCCUAACCGGCUAUCCUUUAGUGGCAAAGAAUAUCAACAGGGGGUCUCUUUUCGCUAUUCAUCUACUCAAGGAAAAGAUGAAUGGGAACUUCUGUCCAGCCAUCAUCAGAUUCUCUUGCCUCAGCUCUCUCCAGUUGGAAUUAAGCCUUCUGGCUCCAAAGGAAGUUGCCCAUCAUCCAAGGAAGGAGGUGGCCGAGACGCCGCUGGUUGUGAGAAUCACCAUAUCCCCGCCUCUUUAAAGACUGCCAGUAACUGCCACACAGGCCCUGCCCACUUAAAUUGUAUGCAGGAGGGCAAUGUAAGUGGUUGGAGAAAGAAAUUCAGAUCUUGCCGCGAGCUAAAACAAACUUCUGACCCGACAGAUGUCCAGGGACAGGGCUUCACCUCGGCAGCCUGUGAAAAACCAGACAAAGUUUGUGAAAGACAGCCUUUCCAAGACAUGCACGAAAAUAAUUGUAAAGGGGGCGAGAUCAGCCGCUUGCUACAGGACUCUUCCAUUUGCCCCCAGGGCGGUUACAAUGCUUCAGCCGAUCUCUUUGACGUUAGCGCCACAGGGGUAGAAGUUGUCGCAGGAAUGUUAAGCAUGGCCCAAGCUUUCUCGGCACAGGGAGGCGCGUCGACCUCAAAGUCCGCUCCCUCUGGACGCAAGCCGAGUGAGUCAGAGGCCAGCUGGAAUACUUCUCAGAGUGGGUUAUCCUUUCUCGAUUUGUUUGCUGCUUCCAACCCAAAAGCCAGCACCCCGGUCGUUGGUUCUGCAGUUGAUUCGGAACGCAGUCCGUCGGGCACCCAAGACUUUGUGCUUUCUUCCCAGUCCACUCCCCGCGUGAGACCCUGUCAACAGGCAAGGCUCCCUAGGGGGAAGGAAUCCAUUUUUAGUGAAUUGCCACUGAACAGAUUGCCUUGGAUCGAUGCCAGAUGGAAGCGACCCAGGCCUGCCUUCAAAGGCCCAUUAGUAAAACAGCUCGUUGGCAAGUUCCUGCAAUCUAGAAGGUUAAGCAACGUGUGCUCUGCCACCAUGGAUACUUUGACGACUCCUGGUUUGAUUAUCAAUGGUAGCCCGGCCCAGGAGCUGUCUGAAAACGACCUCGAGGAAUGGAUUCCUCCGUCUGAGAAAAAACGGGAGCAGCCGCUUCCUUUCCAGAAUCAAAAAACGUUUGGGUUGAGGAGAAGGAGGUUUGGGGAUAUCAUGGAGAAGAGCCCUUUAUCUGAAAAGCAAACAGGAUGGAAGGCUCCAAGAGGUGCCACCGGGUUGGCACGAACAGAAUUCACUCCUAACAGCCAGCGGCCGACCGAGGCUACCGUUCAUGAAGGUGUUGCUGAUCCUCAGCGGGUAAUGGUGGUGUCCCCUGGAUCUUGUACUUUUUCAGACGGCAGCAGGUCAAACCGGACUUCCACACCUCGUUCCACACCUGACACGGUGAACUGGUCUCCUGAGCUGUUUGGAGACAACAGCCGGCUCUUCACCCCGUAA